AUGCCAAAUUUGUUUCUCUAUCCAUUUUUCCAAGCUAGUAUUGAAACUGUACAAGAAGAAGAUAAUAGAGAUGUCAGGGCCAUACCACUCAGUAAUAACACUGUCUACAACAGAUUUGAUGAAAUGGGGCAAGAUUUUGAAAACCAGCUUAUUGAGACAUUAAAAUCACGAAAAUUCUCAUUAUUAGUGGAUGAAACCACAUUUCAGUACACUGAGGCCGUGUUAUUGACUUAUGUGAGAUACACUGAGUAUGAGGCAUCAUUGGAAACAACCAUAAAUGCAAAGGAUAUCCAGAGCACGCUUAAACAUUAUUUGGAUGAAAACAAAAUGCCGAAAGAAAACAUACUGUCUUGCAUGGCAGAUGGUGCACCUGAUAUGAUGGGCAAGAAAACAGGAUGCUUAAAAAUGAUGAAGGAUGAAAAUCCAAACAUGUUGAUUGUCCAUUGUAUCAUACACCAAGAAAAUUCGGUUGUCAAGAAACUGUCCCCUGUUCUUAAUGAGAUUCUAUAA
This is a messenger RNA of Octopus sinensis (East Asian common octopus), 510 nucleotides long. RefSeq names its product SCAN domain-containing protein 3-like. The transcript is spliced from 2 exons. Lineage: Eukaryota; Metazoa; Mollusca; Cephalopoda; Octopoda; Octopodidae. The record is from RefSeq and is a predicted model, not a curated record. The coding region runs from base 1 to 510 and encodes 169 amino acids.